GUAAGGACUCGUGCUUGAAUUUGAAUUCGGUCGACUAUUUCAAGCAUUAGUGUCGCUUCAACCAGGGACAUUGGUUGUUAAAAAAAGUUGUUUACCAUAAAUUACCCUAUAUUCUGUUAAAGUCUUGUGUACGUCUACGUAUUCAACUCUGGCCUUUAAAUCGCCGCUGCAGUGCUUGUAAGGUUAGCUAGUAGCAUCGCUGUGAGAAGAGCUACUGUACAUACAGUACACUUGCAAUGAAAGCCGGCGCAGUCCACUGCCAUUGCUCAAAAUGCUAUUCCGUCCCGGUUCGAAAGAGGGUCCGCUUGCGCACGCCGACUGUCACCUUGCUGAGUCUUCCCGAGGAGAUCCUCCUGUGCGUCCUCCAGUGCCUCUCAGCUGACGACCUGCUGUCUGUCAGAGCUGUCCAUUCUCAGUUGCGUGACGUUGUUGACAACCACCCCAGUGUUUGGGCCAGGGUCAGCUUCAGAGACACUUGGCCGUCCCCUGACAAUUUAUGGUUAUUUGAAAGAGCUGCAGAAAAAGGGAAUUUUGAAGCAGCCGUGAAGUUAGGGAUCGCUUAUUUGUACAACGAAGGACCGUUACUGAGCGACGAGGGCCGGGCGGACCUGUGCGGAAGGAAAGCCUCUCACUUCUUCAGCCUGGCCGAGGGCCUGCGCUCUCCCACCGCCGAGCCCUUCACCUGGCUGUUCAUCCGCCCGCCGUGGUCGCCCACCGGGAGCUGCUGCAAGGCGGUGGUCUUUGACCGCCUCAAGACUAAGUGCGACGACAACAUGGAGAAGAGGGGCCCCCUGUUGCACUGCUUGGCAAGAGUCUUGCAGCUGUUUGAGGAGGGUGACGUGUGUCGCGAAGCCAUAUCCAUGUUGGAAGAGUCUUCACAGGCGGGCUGCUUGCAGAGCUCCUAUCUUCUAUGGGAGCACAACCGCAAAGCCGCUAUGUCGGAUCCAGGCAGGUACCUCCAGUGUGUUCGAACCCUCAGGGACUACGCCGGGAGAGGAUGCUGGGAGGCGCAGCUCUCCUUGGCCAAAGUGUGCAGCAGCGGCAAUCCGCUGGGCUUGGAGGCCAAGGCCUGCUCCGACCUGGUGUCCCAACUUUUCAACUCUGGCCAGCAGGCGGCGCAACGCGGCAAUCGCGGCAUCCUCAAGCGAGGCAUCAAGGACACCAUGAGGUACAUCCUGGUGGACUGGCUGGUGGAGGUGACCACCAUGAAGGACUUCUCCAGCCUGGCGCUGCACGUGACGGUGGGAUGCGUGGACCGCUACUUGGCUCUGCGUUCCGUCCCCAAGGUUCGCCUUCAGCUGCUGGGGAUUGCCUGCAUGGUGGUUUGCACACGCUACAUCAGUAAGGAUAUCCUGACCAUAAGAGAAGCCGUGUGGCUUACAGACAACACCUACAAGUAUGAAGACCUGGUCCGAAUGAUGGGAGAGGUAGUGUCGGUGCUGGAAGGGAAGAUAAGGACCCCCACACUACUGGACUACGGCGAGGUGCUGCUGUCUCUACUGCCUCUGGAGCGGCGGACCACCCACCUCUUCAGCUACAUCUGCGAGCUGUCCCUGCUCUACUCGGCCCUCGUCACGCCGCCUCCCGCCAAGCUGGCCUGCGCCGUGCUGCUGCUGACGAGAGCACUGCAUCACUAUGCCCCCAUCUGGCCCGGCCAGCUUGUGGACUACACUGGCUUCUCCAAACAAGACCUCACCCAGCUUGCUGUGCUGCUUUACGUCAAAUGUUUCAGUCAGGAGGCUCCCAAAGACUACAGACUGGUGUCUCUUACCGGUGUGAAGCAGCGGUUUGAGGACGAUCUCUACCAGCACGUCAGCAGGGAGAAGGUGGUGGAUUAUAAAGAGCUGUGUCACAUUCUUGAGAUUCCCGAGGUGGAGCCUCAGGUGGAGCUUCCCAGUCCUGCUGGCCAACCAGCAGACAUCCACGCUUUCCUCACAUCCCCAUCCAGCACCAGCAAAAGGAGGCGCAAUGACAGCACGCACGCCGACAGAGGCAGCCGUGUGACCACGCCCACAGCAGAGCUGUCCAAUCAGGAGGAGACGCUGCUGGGCGACAUCCUGGACUGGAGUCUGGACACUUCCUCAUCCGGCUACGAGGGCGACCAAGAGGAGAGCGAGGGCGAGAAAGAUGGAGAUUUUUCAGUGAUAUCCAUCAAGCUCGACCCAGUCAGCGACGCAGGCGGCAGACUAGAACAUUGCCGAGCUCUGUCCAGCGACGAGGACAGCUUCAGCGAGGGGGACGGGGGGAAACCCAAGCAAGACCCAGAGGCCUUUUGCUACACUUCCGGCUACUCGUCGGUGCAGAGUGUCAGUCCCUCGUCCACGUGCUCUUCCUCCUCUCUUGUCCCGUGCUCCCUCAAGACUUUUACCACUUCCUCCUCCUUCGCCGCCUCUGCUAAUUCCCAGCCAGGCUUCCGCCUUUUGAUGCCCAUGCAGAGGCCUCGCGGCCACUCCAGCAAACAAGUGAAGAGGAAGAACUCUGCGGCGCACAGUGGAGGCGAGGCAGGAGGAGACAACUACGACGAUGAAGAAGAGGAGGAGGGGGAAGAGGAAGAGGAGCAGUAUCCAGCCAAAGUCGGUUUUCGGAUUCUAUAGACACUUGACCACUUCCUCAGUUAUUAUUCUCAGCAGCACUUUUACACCCCCAUCCUCUAAAGUGGGCUGUGUGCUCAUGAUGUGAGGUAAAGACAAGGGAAAUGAUGUGAAAAGUUGUGUAGAAUGGCAUUAAGUACACAAACAAUCCUAAUGUGGACCAAUCCUACCUGUCCCACGCCUGACUUGUGCUCAUGAUAGCGGUUUCAUCGCUAGUGGCUUGUAUUAUAGUCUAUACCAGUCAGUGUUUACAUAAAUAAUAGCUCCCAUCAACUCAAACAGUGCACCUCUCAGGACGUCCUGCACUGAAAGGAAAAUGUUGUUUUUUUUUAAUGCACUGUCCGUACAAGCCCGCCUUGUAUUUGCUUUAUGGCAGCUGAGCACUGAACUUGUACAGUAUGCCAAAGGUACUGCGCUGCAACCAUGUCUAGCUUUCUGUGAAUAUUUCAACCACAGCUGAUGGAUUUCGCAUACAAACCAAAUGCCACGUAUUUAUUUUUCAUAAAAACAACUCUGAAGGUCUGGCACUUAUCACUCGCCCAAGAUGGAGUGCAAGUGUGUAAGCUGUAAAGCAUUUCAUACUUUGUUUUGUAUUUAUGACUUUACACCACCUCAGCGGCAGCAAAGUUCAGACGCUAAAAGGGAAAAAAAUGAUGUGCUGUUGUUUUUAAUGUCUUACAUGAUGACCUCAUGGUAACACUACUGCAGAUGACUGAAGAUUCAUAUGAAAGCAGUUCAACUGCUUUUCUCCUGUGUUUAUGUACCGGUACAUGCAAUACCUGUACAUGCCUCGUACUUUUAUAUGUAGAACUGAAGAACAACAAACAUGCCACUACUACUUGAACUUUUUUCAUUUGUCAUGCCACAUUAGGAUGCUUUUUCUACAGUCUGAGUUUCCCCCGACCCACUUGUGAUGUCACCGAGUCCU
This is a messenger RNA of Dunckerocampus dactyliophorus (ringed pipefish), 3519 nucleotides long. RefSeq names its product cyclin F (gene ccnf). NCBI's taxonomy places the organism in Eukaryota, Metazoa, Chordata, Actinopteri, Syngnathiformes, Syngnathidae. Gene Ontology annotation, molecular function: protein binding; cyclin-dependent protein serine/threonine kinase regulator activity. Gene Ontology annotation, biological process: mitotic cell cycle phase transition; regulation of cyclin-dependent protein serine/threonine kinase activity. The transcript is spliced from 17 exons. Gene Ontology annotation, cellular component: nucleus; cytoplasm; cyclin-dependent protein kinase holoenzyme complex. The coding region runs from base 237 to 2594 and encodes 785 amino acids. The record is from RefSeq and is a predicted model, not a curated record.